AUGUUCAACCCUCAACAGAAUAUGCAGGCGAGCGAUGACCUCGCUGCGCUCUUCUCUCGCAACUUGACAUUCCAGCCGCAGCCAGUCCAGGAAGCACCCCAGGAGCAGCCAAGACCCCAAGCAACGGAGCCGGAACCGAUCAGAUAUUCCAUCACUCAACAUUACCAUCACUCCGCCCAUGUCGCGCAACACGAUGAGCCUCUUGUCGAGCCGCAGCGUCCAUCAUCAGAACCGCCCCAAACACAACAGCCAGCUGCUGAGAUGAUCCUAAGCCAGCAUGGCGUUGAUCCGUCGGGGCUCUCCUCAGCACAGCUAGAGCUCUUUAAGCUUGCUGAAGAUACUCAGAAAAUGCGUCUGAUCGAGCUGUGGCGAAUCUGUCCUCCGACGAACACGCAGAACAACCCAGGUGUCGCUUGGCACAACACGUCGGUCGAGAACGAGGAGCUUCUGGCACAACUCCGAUACGAACAGCGGCUGGCGGAAGAAGAGCAGAAGAACUCAAUGGUCAUGAGCAUGGACGGCACGCCUCUCACCCCGGUUCAAACCGCCGAAGGACACUGGGUACCAACUUCUUGCGUCGAGCCUUAUAUGAUGUCCGGGUACGAAGCUCUGGCUCGACGAGACUAUGAGGAUUCGGCGAAACAGCAGUACGAGGAUGCCAUGUCGCGGCCCAAGGACGUCUACAACCACUUCGGCUCUGCUCCCACAUACCGUCCGGCGACAGAUCCGGUGUACAACGACAAGUGGGCGAGCCAGCAGCGGACCAUGGAAGACCAGUAUGGAGCAUACCAGAUGGGCGGUAUGGAAUUCUGA
Anthostomella pinea is the source of this 813-nucleotide messenger RNA. Lineage: Eukaryota; Fungi; Ascomycota; Sordariomycetes; Xylariales; Xylariaceae. The record is from the annotation of a GenBank genome assembly.